This is a messenger RNA of Diaporthe citri, 510 nucleotides long. RefSeq lists its product as uncharacterized. Bases 1 to 510 code for a protein of 169 amino acids. NCBI's taxonomy places the organism in Eukaryota, Fungi, Ascomycota, Sordariomycetes, Diaporthales, Diaporthaceae. The transcript has a single exon. The record is from RefSeq and is a predicted model, not a curated record.
AUGGCCCCUCAACAGCAGCAUCAACGAGCAGGCCUCAGCCGGUUCCCGAUGGCGUACCGCCUGUUCUUCCUCUAUAUAGAGCCCGUCUCGGCCCUCGUGGGCGCCUUCUUCGCCCACUUCCGCCAGGAUGACUACCUCCUCCUAACCCACGCCGCCUCCGCCCCGGCCCCGGGCCAGAUCCCGACCGGCACCUCCAUGGUCCUGUCCCAGCUGGCGAACCUGUACCUGCUCUUCACCCUCAACGAGGCCCUUGUCCUCCGCUCCACCUCGGACCCGCACGUCUGGAAGACGGUGCUGUUCGGGCUCCUGGUCGCCGACCUGGGCCACCUCUGGACCGUCAGGCAGCUGGGGCUGGACGUCUACCUGCCGUGGAACUUUGCCCGGUGGAAUGCUAUCGACUGGGGCAAUAUUCCCUUUGUGUAUCUGGGCGCCAGCAUGAGGGCUGCCUUCAUCUCCGGGGUGGGCAUGGGUGGCCGUGGGACAGAGGCCGAUAGGGCCAAGAAAGGCUGA